Molecule: messenger RNA, 3244 nt
Organism: Halteromyces radiatus
Lineage: Eukaryota; Fungi; Mucoromycota; Mucoromycetes; Mucorales; Cunninghamellaceae
Exons: 3
Coding region: 34-3036 (1000 amino acids)
Source: RefSeq, a predicted model, not a curated record
UUUUUUUUUCUCUCCAUUGAACUAGUUAAUUGAAUGGUGAAUCUUGUCGAGAAUAGUGACGAUUAUAACAAUAAGGACAACGGCGAUAAUACCCACUUAUCCGAUGAAACAAUUGAUCAACUUGGAUAUGCUCGACUCACAGCUGCUUCUCUGAGUUGUGCUCCUGCUUCUUCUAUUACUGCUACUUCACCAACAGCUAUCUUUGUCACUGGCCCGACGAAAUCUCCUCCACCAGUUCUGAUGCCACGUCCUCGUCCAGCCGUUCAUCCUACUUUGAAGCUAACAAGUGCAUUUUCUGAACCUGAUCCUAUUUCUCUUCCUUCCAUUACUACUGUGCCUUUGACUACAACAAUACCACCGAAAUUUCCAGAACCAACCCAACAUCAACAAGAAGAGGAAUACGAGUCUCCGGAACAACCUCCAAGCACUUACUUGACACCACCUCUUGCAUCUCCUCUUUCAAUGCCUUUACAAAAAACAAACUCAAUACCGUCAAAAGUAGAUUCUACCAAUUUGGAAGAAAAACCACAAGUAGCUGUUGAGCAACAAUCAUCUUCGCCAACAUCAACCAAAAGGACAUCGCCUUCCACCACUAAAAAUAUCAGCAACAACAGCAACAACAAUGACAACAACGAUAGCAACCAUACUUUGGAACAAAGGAUCACAUCAUCAUCAUCAUCAUCAGCAGAAACUAAUUCCAAUUUGAACCGUCAUCAGCAACCAACCAGCAAAAAGGCAGAUCCUGUGGAUAACCAAUCAUCAUCAGAGCGGCGCAAUCAGCAUAGUGGGAUUUUACCUCGAAAACCUCCUGUUUCUUCCUCUGGUCAUAGCAUUACAGUCUUGACUACUUCUACUAGUGCACCUAUUAUUCCCUCUCCCUUGGUCAAAUCUACAUUGGCGUCCCAACUCUCCAAUUCUUCUUCUUCUUCUUCUUCUUCUUCCUCCUUUUCCUCCUCUUCUAGUUCUCGUGGCUCGACCAAAAAGCAAUCAUCAUCACAACCAUCACGAUCAUCACAUCCAUCAGAACCGCCAAGUAGUCAUCAUCAAAGACUUCAGCGUCCAAUUCGAAAGUCGAUGUCUAGUGAACAUCUUCAGAAAACAGGUCCUUUUGAUCUUUACACAUCAUCACCAGCAACGACGAAACAACAGCAUGCAGGCAUCAUCAAGGAAAAAGUACCAUAUAUCGGCAAGCCACCAACUAGACAACAGCAGCAGGAUUAUCUUUUACGACAAAACAGCUUACUUCGACGACAAGUGGAUGCCUUGCGGUUUGACAAUUGGGAAUCACAAAGACAGCAUCAGGAACUGGCACUUCGUUUGAAAUAUUUGGAAGCGCAAUUAGCAGAAAAAAGGCAGGCUACCACUGGAUCUGUAAAUGAAUACCAACAUCACCAUUAUUACCACCAUCACAGUAUGUUAUCGCCUGAAGAUGUAAUCAAGAAAAAUGGGAAAGUGCAACGACAGCAAUAUGGAUUUGAAAUGAAUGAUGAUACCAAAAAAAACAACGAUGGCGACAAUGACAGCAUGGAAGAAGAAUUAUAUUAUCAUCAUCACCAUCAUUAUCACCAGAGGGACAAAGAUGAAAAGGAUCAAAGACGGAAUUCAUAUGACGAGGAGGAACAAGAUGAAAUAAUGGACAACAAGAGCGCAGUAGAUAAUAGCAAACAUUAUAUGGAAUAUCAAGAAACAAUACCUAGAAACGAAGCAAUUAACAAUAGCCAACCAUACCAACCUACAACCAAACAGAAACGACCAAUAUAUCAGCGAAGACAUUCAUCAUAUAUUUCACCCACAUCAUCGAUUUCGGAUUCUGUGCUAUCACCAAAUCAACGGGUCCAACGACAACAACGACCGGAACAUGAAUUACAUGAAAAUGAAAGGAGACAUGCAACAUUCCCUCUUCGACGUCGCUCAAUCAAUCAACCAGUACCAAUACAAGAACGACAACGACAGCAACAAUCAGGAGGGGGAUCAAGACGUCAACGUAGUCGAAGCGUACCCAAAAAUAGCAAUAUCCCACUUACGCCAUCCUCACAACAAAAACAACAACGGCUUUAUCAUUAUCAACCACGACAACAUUAUCCGCAGCAACAGCAUAUAUCUGAUUUUCCUUAUGAUGAUGAUGAUGUUACUUAUCUAGACAACGAGGAUGUCAAUGACAACAGCAGCAACUACAUGAUGCCUAAUCGUGCGAUGCUUCCACCAAUACUUUCUCGCGAAUUGGACAACGGAGAAGAAGAUAUGGAUGAUGGGUUUAGUGAAGAAAGUGAUCCUAUUGAUGACAUGACGGAUGAUAUCAGUGACGAUUACUAUGGAUACGAUGUCAACAGAGCUGCCGAUGAUGAUGAUGAUGAUGAUGAAUACUUUGAUGAUGACGACGACGAUGAUGAUCAUGUUGAGGCAAUUCUACCACCACGUAAUGCUCGCAGAAUGCCACCACCUCCAUUGAACAAUGUUUACUCUAUGUUUUAUCCACCCUAUGAACGACUGCCGCCACCCAAUAUGUUUAUGAAUGAUCCUUAUUUUGAUCCACGUUUGCAUCCAUUUUCACCUCCAAUUCGAUUGCGCCGACAAAGAUCAGCUACUGCUCCUCAACAGAUCAGACGAAAUCUUUCUACUGAAUUUCGGAUACCUAUGCAUCAACAUUAUCUUCGACGACCACCCAAACCACCAGUUGGAGGAAUGCAAUGGAACCCUCGUCCUUCUCCUUCUACAGCAGCUGCCCAUACUCGACAACUACAAUCAGUUCGAUCACCAACUAAUAGUCAGCGUCGCAUGAAACCACCUGGAGAGGGAACAUCUGUAUCAGCUCGGCCGUCUCCAAGACCUCCUGGAUCCGUUCGAUAUAAUAUAAAACCCCCACCAAAAGUGUCUAGGCGAUUGGAUGAGAAUCAUACACCAAACAAUAGAUCAUCAAGAAACUACCAUGCACCAUCAUCAUUGGACCCAUCAAGGACGAUAUCAUCACCAAAAGUCAAGACUUCCACCGUGCCACUCACUUCGAUACUGAAAACAUCAACAUCCGCCAACAACUGACCAAAAUUUACUACAAUGAUGGAAUGAUGAUAACACUUGUAUUAGUAUCAUAUUAGUACUCCUUUUUAGUUAGUUAAUUAGUUCGUUAGUCAAUGUACACUCUACCAUGUUUAGUUAGUUUUCUCGCCACGGUACCCUUUUAGGUGAAUCACUCUUUUUUUUUUAUAUAUAUUUUAAUAAAGUCACCACCACAACAACAUCAUCAUCG